Messenger RNA from Necator americanus (New World hookworm), 387 nucleotides. RefSeq lists its product as uncharacterized. The transcript has a single exon. Lineage: Eukaryota; Metazoa; Nematoda; Chromadorea; Rhabditida; Ancylostomatidae. The record is from RefSeq and is a predicted model, not a curated record. Bases 1 to 387 code for a protein of 128 amino acids.
AUGAAUGAAUCUAACGACGACUUUGCUGAAUUGAAUAGGAGUUUCGAUGAGUUACUGACUGAAAGCGAUGAAGCAGAACCUUUUGCAUAUGACGAAGCUGCUGUUCAAAACUUGAUUUUGCCUGUGGAAUCAGACUCAUCCGAGAAUGAGAAUAAUCAUGAUGAGAGUGACCACGAUGAAGAAGAAACGUGGCCUGAAGAUGUCGUCAUCCACGACAGAUUUACUUUCGACAUGGAAUGCGGCCCUCCUAUAGAUGUCCAAAGGUCCAAGUUUAGCAGGCAGAGAUGGCUAUCGACAGUAUUCGAUAGCCAUUUCUGCCUGCUAAAUUUGGAUCUUUGGACAUUUCUGCCUGCUAAACCUCAUAAUAAUAGAGACGAACAGGUAUAG